AAUUGAUUAAAAUAAAAAAAUUGAUUUGAAAAAAUAAAAACGGUAAAAUACACGCAAAUGUACGUAAAUAAAAAUAAAACGACAUUAAAAUCGACUAAAAUACGCGAAUCCGAGAUGAAAACAAAUAAUAUCACAUGAAAAUAAGCUUAAAAAUUUUUUAAAAAUAAAAUACCGCAAAAUGCGACGAAAAACACACAAUUUCACCCCCCAAAAAAAUUUAAACACCCGAAAACGAGGAAAAACACGAAUUACGAGUUGAAUUUACGAGAAAAACGGCCAAAAAUUGAAUAAUAAUAAAAAACCACCCCAAAAAAUUCAAAAACGUGUUAAAAAUACGUAAAAAUAUGUUUAAAAAAAUUCAAAUCAACAAAAAACACGAAUCACGAGUAAAAAAACAAUAAAAAAUACACAAAAAUACGUGAUAACGCUCGAAAAUGACGGAAAACACCGGAUUUCACUCCCCAAAAAAAAUUUAAACACCCGAAAACGAGGAAAAACACGAAUUACGAGUUGAAUUUACGAGAAAAACAGGUCAAAAAUACUAGAAAAUCGGCGAAAAUCGAAAAAAUAAUAAAAAAACCACCCGAAAACGAGGAAAAACACGAAUUACGAGUUGAAUUUACGAGAAAAACAGGUAAAAAAUACUAGAAAAUCGGCGAAAAUUGAAAAAAUAAUAAAAAAACCACCCCAAAAAAUGUUGAAACGAUCAAAAAAUCAAUAAAAUAUGCAAAAUUACACGAAAAUACGCUUAAAAAAUGUUUAAAAAGACAAAAACAUGCAAAAAUAUGAUUAAAAACACACGAAGACCAAUGAAAACACGCAAAAAUGCGACGAAAAACACACGAUUUCACCCCCCAAAAAAUUUAAAACACCCGAAAAUGUGCCGAAAAAAUUUAGAACGCCCGAAAAUCAAUAAAAAACACGCGAAUUACGAUAAAAAUUGAUGAAAAAACAUGUAAAUAUUAUGAAUAAAAUUAAAAAUGUGUAGGUACUUACUUCGUAGCUUUCCAUUUCUGAUUUUUGAUAAGUUCUAAAAAUUGAAUACAAAUAAUCACGAAAUUUAAAAAAUUUAAUUAAUUCCAAGUAUGAAAUUAAAAUGAAAUUAAAAUGAUCACGAAAUUUAAAAAUUCAAUUAAUUCAAAAUUCAAAAAGUGAAAUAAAAAUAUUGCUGUAGAUACUUUAUUACUGGUAGGUAUUUUAUUUGAUUACUAAGAAAUUAUGAAGAGAAGACUUGCUCUUGAUGCUAAUGUUUUAAACAGACUAAAUUUGAUCAGAGAUGCACUAGUAUAUUUUUCCUACAAAUCUAACAAAAAUCCUUUACAAUUCGGUGGUAAAUGUAAAACGGAGACCCGUUUUCUUUAAAGUUUUCGGCCACUAGGAAAAAAUCUUGCUCUCACAGGAGCAAAUUGAAAAAAAUCAGCUCUCGCAGGAGCAAACAUUUCUGAGCCAGAAAUUUACACGCAAAUCCACCCCUCGCAGGAGCCACAGGAGCACAGGAAGCAUUGCUCCUGCGGGGGGUGGCUCAGAACCGGCGAAACUCCCCUACUGACGCGGGUUUUUAUACAUUGUUACUAGACGAUAAUUAUUUUUGUAUUGGAAUCUUCUAAUCUGUGAGUACCUCUAUUUAUCAUAUUAUCGUAAAAUUAGCAGACGAACGUCUUGGUCAAUACGUGAAAAAGUUCUCCUACGAGUAAUUUCCAUCCAUAAGCAAAACUCUAACCAGUAUCAUCUCAAACUCAACCUCACAACCUCAACUUCUACUCAAUGUUAUUUUGAGAAGUCAUGUUUUGAUUUUUUUCCCCCUUUUAAUUCUCAAUUUCAGUUAACAUUUACCACCUCCCCCCUCCGAAACAAAUAAAAAUACAAUUCACCUGAUUAGGUAAAUAAUACUUAGGUAGGUAGUAGGUACCAAUUAAUAAAAUUUCAUUUCAAUUCUCUGCUACAGGAUCAAGAUGCAUUAUCAGCAGCACGUGAUCGUACUCACCUGCAUUAUUAUGAUAAUCAGACAAUGCAGACCACUGGUUUCGCUUUCUUUCAUAACCUUCUCCCAGUCAGAAUUCUUUAGCAUCGAGUCAUCAAACAUUGCAAAUGCAUACAAGCAAAUAAAUCAAGCCCAUGUACCGAGCACAAAUUUUCUUUGGACCAUCGCCCCUUUAUCAGUACUUCUGUUUCCGGCUCCGGACAGCUUCAGAAGUAAAUCAUUCCUAAUCUAUGGCACAGUUCUGGAAUUUUUCCGCUCAUAUUUGUUCAGCUUGUCUUACGAUAAUUUAUCAAUUAAAGCGGCUCUACCUCGAGUGAAUUCAAUUUUCGAGAUAUUUUUCUCGAUAAGUACUGUCGUGUAUUGUGCUUACUUGUACACCAAAGUUGAUGACAGACAAAUACAUCAUAAGAUUACAUUUUACGUCUAUGCUUCCAUCCUGAUGGGUGGUUUUUUCAAUAAUUACAUCCUGAAUCAGGCUACGAAUUCGAAAAGAAGUUAUUUCGAGAUGGACUCGAAUCACAUCGCUGUGCCAGUAAUCGUUUUCAUGAUAUUCUUGCUAAUUCCUAAAGAUGACAAAGAAAAAGAUAUAAAAAAAGAUCUCGCUGCUGCUGAUCGAUUUCUAAAGGAAACUUAUUACGAGGAAGAGGUAAUUUUCCAGAGAGACCCAUUUUGGAGGAUAUUGUGGUACGAUUUCAAAGACAUUUUUAGCCUGAAAGAUGUGCAGAAAUGGUCCAUGUGUUGGUGGCUCAGUGACACUUUACAAAAUGGGGUGGCUCAAGAUUUCAUGAAUUUCAUUCUGAUGUCUGUACCAGUUGAUCAUACUCUGGAGGCUACGAGAUGGUUCAAUGAGAUGAAUUCGUUGGAGUUAUUAUUGAGUGCUGUGGUCAUUGCUAUAAUAUCUCAAUGCAAUAUUAUGUGGAAAAACUACAUCGAUUGGAUUGUUUGUUAUGGUCCAUUUUAUUACGUGAUGUGGGGUUUGGUCAGAGAAACUGAUCCAUUGUUGGUUACAUCGUUUCUUUACAUCAUUUCUGGAAUCAUCACUCGAGUCACUUUUGUCAUCUCGUUAUCUCAGUUAGCCAAGUACGUUCCUUCAUCUAAACAUCUGUUGGUCUUUUGUUUCAACUCGAUGUUCGGUCUGGCUUUGAAAAUAGCUUUCCAGAUAUCCUACGAAAAAUUUUAUUACACUGAUGCCAUUUUUAGAGUUCUUUUAGUGAUCAUGGUAGCAGCAAUUGGGAAAAAAAUGUUUACUUCACUAACAAAAUUCAAGCCUAGAAAUAUGGAAGAUUAUUAAGAACGUUCAAUUUACCUACCUAUCCAGAAAGUGUUAACUACCCAUUUAGGUAGGUAUCAAAAUGAAUUAUGAAACAUGUGCGUAGGUACGAUUUGUUGUGCAGGUAUAAAGAUACCUAAUCUCAUUAUCAAGAAGACUAUUUUGUUGUUUUUUAUUUCAAUUAAUUAAAGAUAAAUUUUAUUUUAUAAGAAUGUUUUUAUUUUUUUACAAUUACACGUUUGAA
Messenger RNA from Planococcus citri (citrus mealybug), 3495 nucleotides. RefSeq lists its product as uncharacterized. The coding region runs from base 1953 to 3272 and encodes 439 amino acids. Gene Ontology annotation, molecular function: vitamin transmembrane transporter activity. The transcript has 9 exons. NCBI's taxonomy places the organism in Eukaryota, Metazoa, Arthropoda, Insecta, Hemiptera, Pseudococcidae. Gene Ontology annotation, cellular component: plasma membrane. Gene Ontology annotation, biological process: transmembrane transport; vitamin transport. The record is from RefSeq and is a predicted model, not a curated record.